GAUUAAUUUAAUCAAGUGAGUUUUAAAGUUGUUUCAUAAAAUAUAUUAUUUCGAUCUUUAAGUUGCGCGAGUUGAUAACAUACACCCGAACGGGAAUCUUUUCAAUUCAAAGUGAAAAAAAAGUUUUGAGUAAGCUCUGCAAAAAGGGAAUGCCAUGCGUAGCAUAUCCACAGCAUCUUAUCGAAUUUAGUGAUUAGUAUACAACUCUCAGCGAUACUUCCUCUUCAUCCAAGGAUACAUGGCGGCCAUUCGAAAGAAACUUGUGAUUGUAGGCGAUGGAGCGUGCGGUAAAACGUGCCUACUUAUAGUCUUUAGUAAGGACCAAUUUCCUGAAGUUUAUGUACCGACUGUAUUUGAAAAUUAUGUAGCCGAUAUUGAAGUAGAUGGAAAACAGGUUGAACUGGCUCUAUGGGAUACUGCAGGACAAGAAGAUUAUGACAGGUUACGUCCAUUGUCUUAUCCGGACACGGACGUUAUUCUUAUGUGUUUCUCUAUUGACAGUCCUGAUUCCCUAGAGAACAUUCCUGAGAAAUGGACACCCGAGGUGAAGCAUUUCUGUCCCAAUGUGCCCAUUAUUCUUGUAGGAAACAAAAAGGAUCUUCGAAAUGAUCCCAGUACAAUUAAGGAGCUUGGCAAAAUGAAACAGGAACCAGUUAAACCCGAGGAAGGCCGCGCAAUGGCAGAGAAAAUUAAUGCCUUCGCUUACCUCGAAUGUUCCGCUAAAAGCAAGGAAGGCGUGAGGGAGGUUUUCGAAACGGCGACUAGAGCCGCACUACAAGUAAAGAAGAAGAAGAAGGGAAGGUGUAGGCUGCUUUAAGGUGUAUUGCAAGGAAAAAAAAAAACAAUGGGCCCGACGCAAAACGGGUGAAAAAUAAAAAAAAAAAACUAAGGAAUUGUAAAACUAGCUGCAUUCGAAGCUAGUCGUAAUGCCGGAGGCCCCAGCAUCAGCUAUUACAUAAUAAAUAUCUUAUCUUUAAUUAUUUUACAUAAUGCAAAAGAAAAAAAAAAGAAAAGCAACAGCCGAAGCAACAAUUUUUGGAAGAAAAACGAUCGGAACUCUUGAGGAAUGCGCAAAUGAAAAACUACAAAAAAAAAAAAAGAAAUCCAACACACGACGUAUGUAAUAUAUCUAUCACUUAAUCGUAUUUUUAAACGUGAACAAUAACGGGAGUUUCAAGCGAUUUAAAAAAAAAAAUUAAAUCGCCUUAAAUCGUUUUUUUUUACGCUACAGUAACUUUAAUAUACUUAUAUAUAUAUAGUGUCUCGCCACUAUCGCUAUUGCGCCUUACUUUGAAAUCUCUUUAAUUUUAAAUAUAUAUAUAUAUAAAAAAAAGCUGAAGUAGUUGCUGUUGAUUUUUUUACAAAAAAAAAAGAAAAAAAAAUAAUGAAAAUAUGGGAAGGAAAUACGGAAAUUCUAGAUUUUUUCAAUGACGUGAGAAUCUGAAUAUGAAAAAAAAAAUUCAUUUUUAAAUCAAAAAUACAAAAUUAAAGAUAGAGAGAUUGAGAAAGAAAAAAAAAUAACAGGGGAAAAAGCAAAAUGAAAAUUUGUCUUAGUAUAAAAAAAUCUGUGUCAGAUAAAUUUUCUUUUGUUCUUUUUAGAUACCUACUAAGCUAAGUGUAUUAUUAUUAUAUUAUUACUAUUAUUGUAAUACGAAGACACUAACAUAAAAGCGGCUAAAUUAUAUUUAAUUCAAAUGAUGAAAAAAAAAAAAAAUCCCUGUGUUCAAAAUGAGCGUACAAGGCAGCUUUAAGAAAAAUCUUUUUAAAUCGACUGGAUUGUUAUUCAUUCACAGAAACUAAGUGCAAGCAAUUAAUUAAGAUUAAUAUUGGGACUGUGAAACACCUUUUGUUCGCGCAAAGUUAUUCGCAGUAAAUGUUUUUUUUUUUUUUUUUUUUUUUUUUUGUUUUUUUUUUCCUGCAAAAAUUGUCAAUAAUUAUUAUCUUUAGAGUGAUUUUCUUUUCUACUGCAUAAUGCGCUCGACUCUACUUUUUUUCUACGGAGACUAUACAAUAUAUAUUUGCAAGCUAACAUUUGUAAAACCUUAUUAGCCUUUAAAAAUUCAUUGAAUAGAAUCAUCAUUCGAAUGAAUCUUUUAUACUCGUGCGUAUAUCGAUAAUCCAGAGAGAAAAUUCACGCUCGAAUAUCAGUUGUAUUGAUUUACUUUUUUUUUUUUAUUAUCACACACAAACACUUAUAAUAUUAAUAUCCACUGAUUUUUCCGAGCGUGAAAAAAAACAUCACGAUCCAAAGGUGUAGACUGUUUUACGUAAACUUUCAUAUUUUUUUUUUUUUUUUUUUUUUUCUUUUUUUCUCAAAGAAAA
Molecule: messenger RNA, 2322 nt
Organism: Leptopilina boulardi
Lineage: Eukaryota; Metazoa; Arthropoda; Insecta; Hymenoptera; Figitidae
Gene: Rho1
Product: ras-like GTP-binding protein Rho1
Exons: 4
Coding region: 239-817 (192 amino acids)
Biological process (GO): small GTPase-mediated signal transduction; cell migration
Molecular function (GO): GTP binding; GTPase activity
Source: RefSeq, a predicted model, not a curated record